AUGCAGUCUGCCAGCUAUACGCUGGCCGAUCUGGCCAUGGCACUCUGGAAGAAACUGAACCUGGCGGUGCUGGGCUGGAUCUUCAUCAACGCCACGUUAGGUUGGUUGAUCGUCAAAAUUCCUCAAACAUGGUGCCUGUGCGUGUGCUACGUGCAAUGCACUGCAUGGUGCAGAGUUCUGCUGGCGAUGGGGCUCUACUACUGCGGCCUGCGCGCCACCAGCGCCGCCUACGCCGUCGACUUCCUCAACCUCAUCCCGGUCGCCACAUUUCUCAUCGCCGUCGCGCUUCGGGCGGAGCGCCUCUCCCUCGCCGGCUGGCCGGGUAGGACCAAGCUCCUUGGCGCCGCCGCGGGCGUCGCCGGCACCAUGGUCGUCAGCCUCUGCAAGGGCACCCACCUCCACCUCCCGCACCUGCGGGUAUCCCACUCCCACGGCGCCAAACCUGUCACCUCCGUCCAUGGCAGCCAGAACAUGGUCGUCGGCACGCUGUUCCUGGUGGGCAGCUGCGUGAGCUACGCGCUCUGGUUCGUUGUCCAGGCCAGAGUCGCCGUCGUGUUCCCGUCGCGGUACUGGACCACGACCCUGACCUGCGCUGCCGGCAGCGUCCAGUCCGCCAUCGCGGCCGUCGUGGUGGCCGCCCUCAGCGGCACCGGCGCCGGCGGGGCGUUGACAUUGGAGGCGUGGAGGCUGCGGUGGGACGUGCAGCUGGCCACGGUGGUCUACUCCGGGGUGUUCAACACGGGGGUGACGUUCGUGCUCGUGUCCUGGGCGGUGGCUCGCCGCGGGCCCGUGUACCCGCCCAUGUUCAACUCGCUCUCGCUGGUGGCAACCACCGUGGUCGACGCCCUCGUGCUCGGCACCGAGGUCUACCUUGGCGGCGUGCUCGGGGCGGCGCUCGUCGUGUUGGGGCUCUACGCCUUCCUCUGGGGCAAAGGCAAGGAGCUCGCAGCCGCCAGGGCCAAGGAGCUGGGGCGGUCGCCUGGAGACGACGACGAUGGCGGCAUUGCUUAGCGCGACAUUGACCGAGCAAGAAAAUAAUUUAGCUAAAAACCUAGUUGAGGAUUUAGAUUGUCUCCGCUCGAGU
Lolium perenne is the source of this 1084-nucleotide messenger RNA. NCBI's taxonomy places the organism in Eukaryota, Viridiplantae, Streptophyta, Magnoliopsida, Poales, Poaceae. The record is from RefSeq and is a predicted model, not a curated record.